AUGUCGGAUAAGAACACCAAGGGUCCCAGAAAGCGCCUUGUCAUCUGCUGCGAUGGAAGUUGGCAAGUGGCAGACAGGCACUACGACAACUCAACAACGCUGUCCAACGUUGGGAAACUCAGUCGCAUGAUUCACCCCGAGUCGGAGGACUCCGGAGGAAUCCCACAGGUUGUAUACUACCAGUCUGGUGUCGGCACCACGAGUCACAGCAUUGUCGACUAUGUCGUAUCGGGCAGCUUCGGUGCAGGCCUUGAGGACAAUGUCCUGACAGCGUAUCACUAUCUCUCGACCAACUACCACCACGCAGACAAGAACCAUGCCGCGGAUGAGAUCUUUCUGUUUGGGUUCUCCCGGGGCGCUUUCACGGCGCGUGCUUUGGCUGGGCUUGUGACUGAGCUAGGAUUGAUCAGACCAGCUUACCUGGAAGAGUUCAGGCGUGCCUAUCAACUCUACCGGAAAAUCGGCAACAUGGCCGGAGAGCGCAACCUCGGAAACAUCAAAUUCAUUGACAAGGUGAAAGCACUGAAGCCCUUGCUGAAACAAGAUGACUAUCAGUUCAUCUACCGCCUCCACCACGACGCCAACGAGACAAUGGGCCCGGACAGUAAGAUGUUCCCGAAGGUGACAAUCAAGGUGGUCGGGGUAUGGGACACGGUGGGUGCACUAGGCAUCCCAGAAAGCAUGUUGUCCAGAGCAAUCCCUUGGUUCAACGGCCACUUCAAGUUUCACGACGCCGCGCUAAACUCCAGAGUCGAGAAUGCCUUCCAGGCUCUUGCUCUCGAUGAGCAUCGCGGCGCAUUCACACCAACGCUGUGGUACCUCGACGAAAAGUUCAUGGACGGAAAUAAGACCCCCAACCUCAAACAAUGCUGGUUUCCGGGCUUCCACGAAUCCAUCGGCGGCGGCGACACGCAGCUCAAUCACAUGAUCACGAAGCUGCUCCCAGACUCGGAGAUGCACGACAUCACACUCGCGUGGAUGUGCGACCAGGUCGAUGGCCUCCUCCACUUCAACAAGGAUGCGUGCAACAAGAUCCUCCUCCUCAACGAGAGCAGCGGCGCCGACACUGAUCGCGUCAACUGGGCCACGGCCUUCGAACUCGACAUGAUGACCCUCGUGCAGACCUUCCGCCUGGACGUCAUGGGCGGCAGCCGCACGCGCACCCCCGGCAUGUACGACCUCAGCGACGUGCAGUGGGCAUCGUCUCGCACGAACGAAACCCUCCACCCCUCGGUCCGCUACCGCGCCGAAGCCACCGCCCGCUCCUGGUUCCCGUACGACCCGCCCGCCCUCGGCGGCCGCCGGGGCUGGAACCUGCCCAGCCUCCUCCCGCAGAUCGGCGUGCCCCGCUGGAGCUGGGAGGAGAGCGCCGACGGCAACGGGGCCGUCUGGGUCCGUCCGGCCGUGCCGGCGCUCUGGCCGCUGCACGCCCGCGCGGAGCCGAAGAGGGAGCUGAGCGAGUGGGUCAUCAGAGAGGUGCACGGGCGCACCAACUUCGAGGCCCGCCUCCUGCCGCCCAGGCUCAAGCAGAGGUUCACGAAGCGGAACGCGAAGCUGAUCGAGGAGGCGGCGGCGCACGGGCCCGGCGGCGUCGACGGCAAACGAGAUGGCGAUGUGCGCACGCAGUUUUGGACUCGGACGACGUGGGGAGGGGGACGCGAGGGCGUCAAAGAUAAGGUCGGCGGGCGGCUGGGGCCGAAGUGGAUGGUCGAGUCGCUCAUGGCGGCGGCGACGAAGGGCGUGGGCGAGAGGGAGAAGGAGCCGCUGGGAGAGGUGGUCAUGCAUGCGGGCGUGAAGGAGGCGAUCAAGCACGGGCAUGUCGUCGAUGCUGCUGGGGUGGGGGCCAAUGGCGGUGGGUAUGGUGGGGGUGGGAGGGAGGAACAUGGUGGGUAUGCGGAGGACCAGCAUGUUGGGAAGGGUGGGAAGAAGAAUAAGGGCGGGAAGAAGGAUGUUAAUGUGCACCCGGCCGAUAGAUUGGAGGAUCAGGCGCUGGAGCAGAUGAUGAAUGGUGGGGAGGUUAAGGCUUUUUGA
Diplodia corticola is the source of this 2031-nucleotide messenger RNA. RefSeq names its product peptidoglycan binding domain containing protein. The transcript has 3 exons. Bases 1 to 2031 code for a protein of 676 amino acids. NCBI's taxonomy places the organism in Eukaryota, Fungi, Ascomycota, Dothideomycetes, Botryosphaeriales, Botryosphaeriaceae. The record is from RefSeq and is a predicted model, not a curated record.